UUGCAGCCAUUUUACGCAGGAUGAACCCAAUCAUGUCGUGAGGGAAGAUCGCUGGUCACCUGGGCACAGCCAGCAGCCGCCGGUGGUUGCACACAGGCGGGCAGACAGGCAGGCAGACAGGCAGGCAGGCAGGACCGGCCAAGAUGGUGAAGAGGAAGAGCCUGGACGAAAACGAGCCGGAGUGCGGGAAAGGAAUACCGUUCCCCAUCCAGACCUUCCUAUGGAGGCAGACCAGUGCAUUUCUACGUCCAAAGUUGGGGAAACAGUAUGAAGCAUCUUGUGUGUCCUUUGAGCGGGUGCUGGUGGAGAAUAAGCUCCACGGGCUGUCGCCGGCCCUGUCAGAUGCCAUCCAGAGCAUCUCCCGCUGGGAGCUGGUGCAGGCAGCGCUGCCUCAUGUCCUCCACUGCACCUCCAUCCUGCUGUCCAACAGGAACAGGCUGGGCCACCAGGACAAGCUGGGCGUGGCGGAGACGAAGCUGCUCCACACGCUGCACUGGAUGCUGCUGGACGCCGCCCAGGAGUGCAACCACGAGCCCAGCCUGGGCCACGGCUGGUCCGCGGGCAGCAGCAGCAGCGCCUUCCUCCAGCCCAUGGGCAACCAGGGAUCUUCUCCAGGGGCCCCCGGCUCAUGCUCCGGCUCUGCCCUAGGGGGGUCGGGGCCCCAGCACAGCGGCUCCCUGCCGGAAGAGGACGAGCACGCCCGUACCAAGCUGUUCCACAAGAGCAUGGCCACGGUGGAGCUGUUUGUGUUCCUGUUUGCUCCGCUUAUUCAUCGCAUAAAGGAGUCAGAUCUGACCUUCCGAUUGGCCAGCGGUCUGGUGAUAUGGCAGCCAAUGUGGGAGCACCGCCAGCCUGACAUCUCUGCCUUUACUGCACUCAUAAAACCAGUCAGAAACAUUGUGACAGCAAAGAGGAACUCCCCAGUCAACAACCAGUGCAGCCCCUGUGGAUCUGGCAACCCUGGUCCCAUGGGCUUCCAGGUGGUUUGCGAGGCGGCCCAAUCAGAUUCCUCCUCCCCCGCUUCUGGUGAGCGGAGCUGUCGUCGUGGUAACUCGGUCGAGAAAGGCGGGCCUUCCCAACAACCCCCACCAGUGAAAGGCCCUUCCAAGAAAAAGACCUCUGCUCCUGCGGGCCUGCCCACCUCCCUGUCCCAAAGAGCGCGCUAUGCCACCUACUUUGACGUUGCGGUGCUGCGCUGCCUGCUGCAGCCACACUGGACGGAAGAGGGCGUGCACUGGGCCCUCAUGUUCUACCUGCAGCGCCUGAGGCAGAUCCUGGAGGAGAGACCCGAACGCACCCCGGAACCCUUGGUCACACCUCUGCCGCGGCCCCGCAGCAGCUCCAUGGUGGCCGCCACACCUUCACUGGUCAACACCCACAAGACUCAGGAUAUGAGCCUGAAAUGUAACGAAGAGGGAAAAUCUCUUAGCACCGAGACGUUCACGAAGGUUUCUCUUACCAGCCUCCGUCGACAGGCGGUCCCUGACAUCUCCGCCGACCUUGGCAUGAACAUUUUCAAGAAGUUCAAGAACCGGCGUGAUGACCGUGAGAGAAAGGGCUCAAUACCCUACCAUCAAGCUGGGAAGAAGCGUCAGCGGCGUAUGGGGGUUCCCUUCCUGCUCCACGAGGACCACCUGGACGUCUCCCCGACCCGCAGCACCUUCUCCUUCGGGAGCUUCUCAGGCCUGGGCGACGAUCGGCGGGCUCUGGAACGCGGGGGCUGGCAGGCCACCAUCAUGGGCAAAUUCACACGGAGGGGCAGCACAGACACAGCUGCGGACGCCGACAGCCUGAGUGCCAAACACUCUCACUCCCACCACUCGCUGCUCAGAGACAUGCCCGACCACUCCAACAGCCACAGCGAUAACACCGUCAAAGAGGUUCGAUCCCAGAUCUCCACCAUCACUAUGGCGGCGUUCAACACCACGGUGGCAUCCUUCAACGUUGGAUACGCCGACUUCUUCACGGAGCACAUGAAGAAGCUCUGUAACCCCGCCACCGUCUCCGAGAACCCAGUGGAGCCGCUGGCCUGUGCCAACCUGCCGCGCAGCUUCACCGACUCCUGCAUCAACUACUCAUGUCUGGAGGAAGGGGAGAACAUCGAGGGGACCAAUAACUUUGUGCUGAAGAACGGCAUGCUGGACCUCUCUGCUGUCUUGCGGGCUCUCUACGCCGUCCUCAGCCACGACAUCAGCUCCAGGAUCUGCGACGUGGCCCUCAACAUCAUCGACUGCCUGCUGCAGCUGGGCGUGGUGCCCUGCAUUGGGAAGAAGAUGUCCAAGCCCGACAACAAGGAGAACCAGGAGGCGCGAGCUAAAGACGCAGCAGGUCAAGGCCUGGGAGGAGGAGCCCAGGGUGGGGGGGGCGUUCCCGGAGCUGGUGGAGGGGGAGAUGGAGGCGGAGGUGGAGGUGGUGGUGGUGGAGGAGGGGGGGGGAGUGGUGGAGGAGGGAGUGGACAGGGGAGCAAGGACAAUGUGGAGAAUAACAAGGAUAAUGAUAAAAAGGAGGAAGGCUUUGGCUUCAGCCCGCACCGACUGGCUCUGACCAUGCUCAUCAAGAUAGUGAAGUCUCUGGGAUGUGCUUACGGCUGUGGGGAGGGGCACCGCGGGUUGUCUGGAGAUCGCCUCAGGAUGCAGGCUCAGAACUGCCUGACCAGCCUUUAUAAGCUGGACAAGGUGCAGUUUCGACAGACAAUGCGCGAGCACGUCAACAAAGACUCACUCAAUAACAUUGUGGACUUCCUGCACGCACUGCUGGGCUUCUGUAUGGAGCCCAUUACCGACAACAAGGCCGGCUUCGGGAACAACUUCACCACGGGGGACAACAAGUCCGUUGCCCAGAACAUGGAGGCGGUGGUGGUGGGCUGCAUGUUCAAGUCCCUCAUCACCCGCUGUGCCUCCACCACACACGAGCUGCACAGCCCUGAGAACCUGGGUCUGUACUGCGACAUUCGCCAGCUGGUGCAGUUCAUCAAGGAGGCUCAUGGGAACGUGUUCCGCAGGGUGGCACUGAGCGCGCUCCUGGACAGCGCAGAGAAAGUCGCCACCACCAAGAAACCCGAGGAGAAGGAAGAGAGCAAGCAGCCCGGAGCCAGGAGGUCAGAGGCGGGUGUGUCCGGGGAGAAGGGUCAGGUGUCCAGUGCUGCAGAUGAGUGUCGCAGCUACAUCUCCAGUAGACCCCCCCAGACACCCGAACAUGAUGAGCAGAUCCCCGGCGCUCUGCUGGGCAGGAAGGACUUCUGGAGGAAGAUGUUCAAGUCGCAGAGCGCCGCCAGUGACACCAGCAGCCAAUCAGAGCAGGACACGUCAGAGUGCACCACCGCCCACUCCGGCACCACCACCGACCGGCGCUCCCGUUCAAGAUCCCGACGCAUCUCGCUACGCAAGAAACUGAAGCUGCCGAUAGGCAACUGGCUGAAGCGUUCGUCUCUGUCUGGACUGACGGACGGUGUUGAGGACCUUCUGGACAUCAGCUCCGUGGAUCGGCUGUCCUUUAUACGUCAGAGUUCAAAGGUGAAGUUCACCAGUGCAGUGAAAAUGUCUGAAAGCGGUGCAGUUGGGCCGGAGUUCGCCAGGGACGAGGAGGAGAAUUUCUUCAAGCGGCUCGGACCCCACGGUUUUCAGGAGCGCCUAGCAGCCAGUCAGGAGGCGAUGAAGAACAAGAACGUGGUGAAUUUAGGUGCCAUUCGACAGGGAAUGAAACGCUUCCAGUUCCUGCUUAACUGCUGCGAGCCGGGAACCAUACCGGACGCCUCUAUCCUCGCUGCUGCUCUGGACUUGGAAGCUCCAGUUGUGGCCCGGGCCUCCCUUUUCCUUGAAUGCGCCCGAUUUGUCCACCGCUGUAACCGUGGCAACUGGCCUGAGUGGAUGAAGGGUCACCACGUGAACAUCACCAAGAGAGGGCUGUCCAGGGGCCGAUCGCCUAUAGUGGGUAACAAAAGAAAUCAGAAACUCCAGUGGAACGCCGCCAAGCAAUUCUGCCAGUGGGGAGACGCUAUCGGCACCAGGCUCAGUGAACUCUGUCACUCUGACAGCGAGAGCCCUGCUAACAUCCUGGGCUACAUUUUCGAUGAAGAGACCAAACGGAGAAUGAGAAAAGAAGACGAGGAAGAGGACUAUUUAGAUGACAACACAGUCAAUCCAACGAAAUGCGGCUGCCCCUUUGCUCUAAAGAUGGCCGCCUGCCAGCUGUUGUUGGAAAUCACCACCUUCCUGCGGGAGACCUUUCCCUGCUUACCACGCCCACGCACUGAACCUCUCGUGGAUCUGGACAGCUGCCGCUUGCGUCUGGACCCUGACCUCGGACGCCAACGCUACGAGAGGAAGAUCAGCUUUGCAGGUAUCCUUGACGACGAGGACGGCCACGAUUCGCUCAACAGCAGCAGCCACACGCUGAAGUCCGACACCGCCUGCGACGAGAAGAAGCCGCAGGAAGUUCAAGCACCGACCCGUAAGAUUCGCAUCGGAGGCUCCCGGCUGCUUCAGAUCAAAGGAGCGCGCAGUUUCCGGAUAAAGAAAGGCGGCUCCUUGUCGUCCAUACGCCGGGCCGGGAGCCUCAAGAGCACCAAGAUGCCCCGUCAGGACUCUGAGUCAGAGAACGAUGACGGGCUGCUGUCACAAACACAAAGCAGGGACACUGUUACUGACAUAGGCAGUCCCUUUAGCACCAGCGAACCCAGCAUAGAACCAGAGGGCCAAGGCUCAGGAGGAGGAGAGGACAACUACCACCGCAACAUGUCCUGGCUCCACAUUAUGAUCCUGCUGUGCAACCAGCAGAGCUUCAUCUGCACCCACAUAGACUUCUGCCACCCCCGCUGCUACCAGCACCACAGCCGCUCCUGCGCCCGUCUGGUGCGCGCCAUCAAGCUGGUGUACGGCGAGACGGUGGACAGCCUGAGAGAGGACAGCGCCUCCUCCGGUAACAUCGGGCAACGUGCCAAGAAGACCAAAGAGUGUUCAGACAAGUCUUGCCUGAGGACCCCGUCCAUGAAGAGGAGACCCACCGACUCCAACACAGAAGGGAAGAAGGACACUGGCAUGCUCAAGUACAUCCGCAACCAGGUGAUGAGCCUGUCUCCAGCUCCUCUGUCGCUGCUGAUCAAAGCUGCUCCCAUCUUGACCGACGACAUGUACGGAGACAUCCAGCCCGCCGCCUGGGAGCUGCUGCUCAGUGUGGACGAGCAUAUGGCAGCGGCUGCUGCUGCCAUGUUCCUCCUGUGCGCCGUAAAGGUCCCCGACGCGGUGACCGAAAUGAUGAUGGCGGAGUUCCAGCACGCGGAGGCCUGCCAGCGCAUCAACUCCAUCCUGAAGUUUAACACACUGUGGCGCUUCCGCUACCAGGUGUGGCCUCGCAUGGAGGAGGGGGCACAGCAGAUCUUUAAGAUCCCUCCACCCAGCAUCAACUUCACUCUGCCAUCUCCUAUACUGGGCAUGCCCUGUGUUCCCAUAUUUGACCCCCCCUGGGUGCCCCAGAACACAGGCAACGUCCAGGACCCCAUCAAUGAAGACCAGUCCAAAUCCUUCUCGGCGCGGGCCGUGUCGCGCUCCCACCAGCGGGCCGAGCACAUCCUGAGGAACCUGCAGCAGGAGGAGGAGAAGCGACGCCUGGGCCGCGAGGCCAGCAUCAUCACCGCCAUCCCCGUGGCUCAGGAGGCCUGCUACGAGCCCACGUGCAGCCCCCCGCCCGAGCAGGAGGAAGAAGAAGAAGUGGUGAACCUGGCGUCUCGUCGUCUGUCCGUCAGCCCGUCCUGCGCCUCCAGCAACUCACACAGGAACUACUCCUUCCGCCGGGGUUCUGUGUGGUCUGUCCGCUCGGUGGCCAGCGCUGAAGAAGAACAGAACACAACAGAACACACUCCUACUCACCACAUGCUACAGCCGCCCCAAGCUGUCUUCCCAGCAUGCAUCUGUGCUGCGGUCUUGCCCAUAGUGCACCUCAUGGAGGACGGAGAGGUGCGAGAGGAUGGUGUGGCCGUGAGUGCUGUUGCCCAACAAAUCCUGUGGAACUGCCUGAUUGAAGAUCCUGCCCUGGUUCUCCGUCACUUCCUGGAAAAACUGACAGUGAGCAACAGACAGGAUGAGCUGAUGUACAUGCUGAGGAAGCUCCUGCUCAACAUAGGAGAUCUCCCAGCCCAGACUUCUCAUAUCCUCUUCAACUACCUGGUGGGACUCAUCAUGUACUUUGUGCGGACUCCGUGUGAGUGGGGAAUGGACGCCAUCUCGGCCACGCUGACCUUCCUGUGGGAGGUGGUGGGCUUUGUGGAGGGGCUCUUCUUCAAGGACCUCAAGCAAACCAUGAAGAAGGAGCAGUGUGAGGUCAAGCUGCUGGUCACCGCAUCCAUGCCAGGAACCAAAACACUGGUGGUGCACGGUCAGAACGAGUGUGAUAUCCCAACACAGCUUCCAGUGCAUGAAGACACUCAGUUUGAAGCUCUGCUCAAGGAGUGCCUGGAAUUCUUCAACAUUCCCGAAGCCAGAUCAGCACAUUACUUCCUCAUGGACAAACGAUGGAACCUCAUCCAUUAUAGCAAGACAUAUGUUAGGGACAUCUACCCCUUCCGGAGGUCAGUGUCUCCCCAGCUCAACCUGGUCCACAUGCUGCCCGAGAAAGGACAGGAGCUCAUCCAGAAACAGGUGUUUUCCCGUAAACUAGAGGAAGUCGGUCGUGUCCUCUUCCUCAUCUCCCUCACACAACACAUGCCCGCCGUGCACAAGCAGUCCCACGUGUCCCUGCUGCAGGAAGACCUCCUCCGCCUACCAUCUUUCCCUCGAACCGCCAUCGAUGCCGAGUUCUCGCUGGUCAAUGAGCCACAAGGUAAGGAGCUGUUUGGAUUGGACACCCUCCACAAGGUGCUGUGGAUCAAGCUGCUGGAGGAGAUGUUUCUGGGCAUGCCCAGUGAGUACCCGUGGGGCGACGAGAUGAUGCUCUUCCUCAACGUCUUCAACGGGGCUCUGCUGCUGCACCCGGAGGACAGCGCCCUCAUCAGGCAGUACACCGCCACUGCCAUCAACACCGCCGUCCACUUCAACCACCUGUUCUCCCUCAGCGGCUACCAGUGGAUCCUGCCCACCAUGCUGCAGGUCUACGCUGACUAUGAGAGCGACCCGUUACUGAGGCAAGGCAUCGAGUUCUGCUGCCAGCAGUUCUACAUCCUCCACCGCAAACCCUUCAUCAUGCAGCUGUUCGCCAGCGUGGCUCCAUUGCUGGAAUUCACAACCAGCACCAGUACCGGCCUGUCUAAAGGAGUGUCAGCUCAGUGUCUGUUUGACCUGCUGAUCUCUCUGGAGGGGGAAACUAAGGACGCACUAGACGCUUUGGAGUUGGUGAAGGCUGAGAAACCUCUACGCUCUCUAGAUUUUUGCUAUGGUAAUGAAGACUUGGCCUUCUCCAUCAGCGAGGCCAUCAAGCUGUGUGUCACCGUGGUGGCCUACGCCCCUGAAUCCUUCCGGAGUCUGCAGAUGCUGAUGGUGCUGGAGGCUCUGGUGCCUUGCCACCUGCAGAAGCUGAAGAGCAACACGGUCACGAUGGAGUCCGCCUCAGCCGCCAGAGAUGAGAUUGCAGCAAUCGCUGCUCUGGCCACAUCGCUGCAGGCCCUCCUCUACAGCUCAGAGACCCUCACUAGGCCCAUGACGGCACCCCAGCUGUCCCGCUGUGAUCAGGGCCAUAAAGGAGGCACCACAGCGAACCACGCCAUGUCCGGAGGGCUCAACACCAGGGACAACCUCCACCUGUUGGAGGAGGGCCAGGGCAUGCCGAGGGAGGAGCUGGACGAGCGCAUGGCCAGGGAGGAGUUCCGCCGGCCCCGGGAGUCGCUGCUAAACAUCUGCACCGAGUUCUACAAGCACUGCGGCCCCCGACUCAAAAUCCUGCAGAACGUCGCCGGUGAGCCACGGGUCACGGCCCUGGAGCUGCUGGACAUCAAGUCCCACAUGAGUGUCAUUUGUGUUUUGGUCUUUUUUAAUAUUCAUAAAAAUGUGCUGUUAUCUGGGUGCGGGGUGGUGUUGUAUGGGUGGGUGUUUUCCAGGAGACAGGUGGAGUGGGAGGCUGCCAGCAACCUGAUCGAGGGGAUCUGCCUGACCCUGCAGCGACAGCCAAUCAUCUCCUUCCUGCCUCACCUCCGCUCGCUCAUCAACGUCUGCGUCAACCUGGUGAUGGGUGUGGUCGGUCCCUCCAGCGUGGCAGACGGGCUUCCUCUCCUCCACCUCAGCCCUUACCUGUCCCCCCCGCUGCCCUUUAGCACAGCCGUGGUGCGACUGGUCGCCCUGCAGAUCCAGGCCUUAAAGGAGGACUUUCCUCUCAGUCAUGUGAUCUCACCUUUCACCAACCAGGAGAGGCGAGAGGGGAUGCUGCUCAACCUGCUUAUUCCCUUUGUGCUCACUGUGGGCUCUGGAAGCAAAGACAGCCCCCACCUGGAGCCGCCGGAGAUCUUCCUGCUCCUCCAGACGGUCAUCAACAUCCUCCUGCCUCCUCGCAUCAUCUCCACCUCCCGCACCAAGAACUUCAUGCUGGACGCCUCCCCGGCCCACUGCUCCACCCCGGGCGACACGGGGAAGGACCUGCGCAGAGAGGGAUUAGCAGAGUCCACCAGCCAGGCGGCGUAUCUGGCUCUGAAGGUGGUGUUGGUUUGCUUUGAGCGGUCGUUGGGGAACCAGUGGUACCGGCUCAGCCUGCAGGUGAAGGAGAUGGCUCUGAGGAAGGUGGGCGGCCUGGCAUUCUGGGACUUCAUCGACUUCAUCGUCCGAACCCGCAUCCCCAUCUUCGUCCUGCUGCGACCCUUCAUCCAGUGCAAGUUGUUGACGCAGCCUGCUGACUCCCAGGAGGAGAUCACGGCGCGCCACCACAUCGCCGACCAGCUGGAGCGGAGAUUCAUCCCUCGACCUCUCUGCAAGAGCUCGCUGUUCGCUGAGUUCAACAAUGAACUCAAGAUCCUGAAGGAGGCUGUGCACAGCGGCUCAGCCUACCAGGGCAAGACCUCCAUCAGCACGGUGGGCACCUCUACAUCAGCGUACCGCCUCAGUUUGGCCACGAUGUCGCGCUCCAACACGGGCACCGGCACAGUGUGGGAGCAGGAGAGCCAGCCGUCACGCCAGCCCUCCCAGGACACACUGAGCCGCACCGACGAGGACGACGAAGAGAGUCAGUCACAAUCCAAUUAUCUUUUUGACAUCCGUAGUAAAUAGGGUGACCAGGUGUUUAACAAGC
Messenger RNA from Notothenia coriiceps (black rockcod), 9201 nucleotides. It is a transcript of the gene unc80, whose product is annotated as unc-80 homolog (C. elegans). Bases 144 to 9179 code for a protein of 3011 amino acids. The transcript is spliced from 57 exons. Gene Ontology annotation, molecular function: monoatomic cation channel activity. NCBI's taxonomy places the organism in Eukaryota, Metazoa, Chordata, Actinopteri, Perciformes, Nototheniidae. Gene Ontology annotation, cellular component: cation channel complex; axon. The record is from RefSeq and is a predicted model, not a curated record. Gene Ontology annotation, biological process: monoatomic cation homeostasis.